AUGGGAGUCAACAAACUGCAGUGUGUAUUCGUUCUCGGGGCCGACAAAAAGCAGUCCGGCUGAUGUGAUAUGAUGACUUAGCUCGCUGCGUUACAGGUGACUGGAGACCGCCGGGAGCGUCGAGGAGCCGCGGGGGCGCAGCAGACGGAACCCCGAAAGAACAGGGAGUGCGCGCUGAAGAAGUGAGCUGGCGGUGAAUCCCCCCCAAACCUGUGCGUGUGCGUGUGCGAGACCAGCAGCACUUCGCCUGAAUGACGGCAUAUGAGACAAUGAAGCAACUGGGGACCGCGGGGAUAAAACCAGUCCAAGUCACGCGAGUGGAAAUGCGCGUGCGAUGACGGACGGCGCAGGGGGGACAGAGGCGAGGUAAAGCAGAAGAAAGUUGUCUAGCUCAUUAGUAGGGCUCCCGGUGCCGGACGAGAACAAACACACAAAAAAAGACGGGACAAAUGUGCCAACCGUGCGUAAUUCUAUAGACAAAUCAACGGGAAGCAGCCGACUUUAUCUUUCACAAGACGAGACUUGAGCCAGGGAGGAGAAAAACCAUGGAGCCGGAUGGGACCACGGAGGGACAGGGCGCCGAUGUGGCGCAGUCCGCCGCCUCCAAACUGUCCCAGAUGAGCGAAAGAACUAAACAACUGGGCAACGCGAUGCAAAACCCGGAGCGACAGAAACGGAUAAUUCUAGUAAUAGUCUGCACUGCACUUUUGUUGGACAACAUGCUUUACAUGGUCAUCGUGCCAAUUAUACCCGACUACCUUGAGCGGCUGCAGAACGCGGCGGAUCGAGCCGAAGAAACCCAACUGCACACCAACUCCACAAACGGCACCAUGCACAGAGCCGCCAAGGGGAACUUCGACCUGCAGAUAGGCGUCCUGUUCGCCUCCAAGGCCAUCCUGCAGCUGCUGGUGAACCCGCUGAGCGGCACGUUCAUCGACCGGAUCGGCUACGACAUCCCGCUGUUCAUCGGGCUCAACGUCAUGUUCCUCUCCACCCUCACGUUCGCCUUCGCCGACAACUACGCGACGAUGUUCCUGGCGCGCAGCAUGCAGGGCCUCGGCUCGGCUUUCGCGGACACCUCGGGGAUCGCGCUGAUCGCGGACAAGUACAAAGAGGAGAAGGAGAGGAGCAAGGCGCUGGGCAUCGCGCUGGCGUUCAUCUCUUUCGGAAGUCUCGUGGCUCCCCCCUUCGGGGGGGUGCUCUACGAGUUCGCCGGCAAGCGGGUGCCCUUUCUGAUCCUGGCCUGCAUCUGUCUCGUGGACGGCGUGUUGUGCCUCGUUGUGCUGAAACCCUUUUCCAACCGAGAGAGGGAAAACAUGCCAGUGGGCACCCCCAUGUAUAAACUGAUGAUUGACCCUUACAUAGCCGUGGUGGCCGGUGCUCUGACUAUUUGCAACAUCCCCCUCGCCUUCCUCGAGCCCACUAUCGCCAACUGGAUGGAGAGCACCAUGCAUGCCAGCCAGUGGCAGAUCGGCAUGACAUGGCUCCCCGCGUUCUUCCCUCACGUUUUGGGCGUAUUUCUCACCGUCAAACUGGCAGCCAAGUACCCUCACCUGCAGUGGUUCUACGGCGCUAUAGGCAUGGUGUUCAUAGGAGCGAGCUCCUGCACCGUGCCCGCCUGUAAAAACUUUGGACAGCUCAUGAUCCCGCUGUGCGGAAUCUGCUUCGGCAUCGCCUUCGUGGACACGGCGCUCCUGCCGACGCUGGGGUUCCUGGUGGACGUGCGCCACGUGUCCGUGUACGGCAGCGUCUACGCCAUCGCGGACAUCUCCUACUGCGUGGCCUAUGCGCUGGGGCCCGUGGUGGCCGGACAGAUAGUGCACGACCUGGGCUUCGUCCAGCUCAACUUGGGCAUGGGCCUCGCCAAUGUACUUUACGCGCCGGCGCUCCUCCUGCUGAAGAACGUGACGAAGAUGAAGCCCUCUUUCUCCGAGCAGAACAUGCUGCUGGAGGACGGCCCGACGGGACUGUACGACACGAUCAAGAUGGAGCAACGGGAGAAGAAGAGAAAGGGCUUGUGUACGACGGUCGACGACGGUGGCAUCGGAACCUUGGCGCAACGGUCGUACUCAGAGGAGGAAUCCUCGGGAGGAGAGUAUGCGUAAAAAAGACCUUUAACUGAGUGUAAAACUAUCAAAGUGCCCAUCUAGAGUUGUGUGCGUUCCGUCUGAUCAAUUGCAUAACAUGAUUAGGAUUGUGUAACAACAUGAAUUAUGUACUGCUCCUGGUGACAGUCCCUCCGGGUAUUGUCAAAUCAAGUAUAGCUUCAAGCUUUUGCAGUAGAGAGAGGCGCUCGCCGGCGUGUGUUCAUUACUUAAAGUGAGAGUAUGUGAAAGAUUUGUUGAGAUAAAUGUCUACUGCAUUAAAAAUAUUUACCACUAUAUCAGAAAACAGACUCACAUCGUAUUCAGGGACUCUGUGUAAAUGUAUUUUAACUAAAAGAGCAAUUAUAAGGUAUGCGUCUUUUCAUGUAAUGUGAAUUAUUUUCGCCAGAGUUGUGCUAUACACUCAAUAUGCAAUACUGCGUGUGUGUCAAACACACACACACACACACACACACACACACACACACACCAGUUUUAAGAAAGAUAAACGGGAUGGAAAUGAGUGGAAAUCUGCGUCUUGUCGUUUGUUUUUAUUUUUGCUUAUUUUUGGAUGAUGUACUACUGGAAUGCAACGCCUCACUGUAUGAUCUGCGACUGUACAUACGUGUAUAUUCAUGUACAUAAUUAAAUGCGUAUUAUGUGAAUGCCACCGUU
This is a messenger RNA of Scophthalmus maximus (turbot), 2759 nucleotides long. RefSeq names its product solute carrier family 18 member 3a (gene slc18a3a). Gene Ontology annotation, cellular component: AP-1 adaptor complex; AP-2 adaptor complex; membrane. The transcript has a single exon. Bases 546 to 2105 code for a protein of 519 amino acids. Gene Ontology annotation, molecular function: xenobiotic transmembrane transporter activity; acetylcholine transmembrane transporter activity. The record is from RefSeq and is a predicted model, not a curated record. Lineage: Eukaryota; Metazoa; Chordata; Actinopteri; Pleuronectiformes; Scophthalmidae. Gene Ontology annotation, biological process: transmembrane transport; xenobiotic transport; chemical synaptic transmission.